Messenger RNA from Clavispora lusitaniae ATCC 42720, 933 nucleotides. RefSeq names its product diacylglycerol kinase. Gene Ontology annotation, biological process: phosphatidic acid biosynthetic process. The record is from RefSeq and is a predicted model, not a curated record. Gene Ontology annotation, cellular component: endoplasmic reticulum membrane. Lineage: Eukaryota; Fungi; Ascomycota; Pichiomycetes; Serinales; Metschnikowiaceae. Gene Ontology annotation, molecular function: ATP-dependent diacylglycerol kinase activity.
AUGGAUAUUUCCACCACGCCGAAAGCACACAAGGUGCUGGAAAUCGAGGUUAGCAGUAUCCGGAAAAGGAUAAUAACUGACCUUGACUCGAGCUACAUCGAAGAAGAAGACGCCACAUAUGUUCUUUCCGAAUCAAGCGAUCAGGAGGAAAUUAGCGAUGCCGAUUUCGAAGAGGGCGAGAUUUUCGAAACGGAAAUCGUAAAGGAAGAAGAUGACCUCUUGUCUAUCAGCGAGAAGGAGACUCCGCGUACCUUGAAAGAGUUUUUGAUCGAAAAUGAGGUUCCCCGCAAACUUUUUCAUUCUUUCCACGGAUUUCUCACGCUAUACUUGUACUGCAAAGGUUUUUCGAAGGAGCAAAUCGUGGCCCCUUUGUGGACCUUGUUUGUGAUUUUCUUUGCCAGCGAUGUGAUCCGCUUCAACUGUUCCAAGAUCAACCAGAUCAUUGUGAACGGAUCUAGAUUCAUCAUGCGUGAGAAGGAAUCUACUCUGUGGAACGGUAUCGUGUUCUACUUGGCAGGGUUAGCCCUCGUUUUCACUUUCGCUCCCAAGGACAUUUCCGUUAUGAGCGUUUUGCUUUUGAGCUGGGCUGACACUGCUGCUUCGACUUUUGGACGUCAGUUUGGAAAAUACACUCCAAAGAUUGCCGAUGGAAAGUCUUUGGCCGGAUCCAUGGCCAGCGCACUUAUGGGAAUAGCUGCUUGUUAUCUUUUCUACGGCUACUUUGUGCCAUAUUUCCCUGUCAAUGGUCCUGGAGAGAUCAUGUGGACUCCAGAAACCAGCACCAUGAACUUGCACACAUAUGCUUUGGUUUGCGGACUCGCCGCCUCCAUUUCCGAAGCCAUUAACAUCCCGGGGCUUGAUGACAACUUCACCAUUCCUGUGUUGGGUUCGUCUAUGAUUUACGGUGUAGUGUGGCUUUUCCAAAAGUACUGA